AUGUCCGUAUUGAUUGCAGAACCCUAUCACUUACUCUACAUCCCUAAAUUGCCCCUUUUACUGAUGAUCCCGUUGCCGUUAAGACUUGACGGUGCCGUUACCCACAUCGUCUAUUUUUUUUUGUGUCUGGAUCGUGGCAGGCAAUCGUGUCGGCUUCUCUAUUAUACCCCGGCCACAUUUUCUUUUUUUCCGUUAUUUUUUUCAUGUAACAUCAGGUUAUUUUUUCCGUUACAGAUUUUAUUUUUAUUUCACACAGUGGAAUGUGAGUUAAUUACACAAUGUACCACUGAUCGUUUCCUUUCAAGGACCCACAAAAGCUAUGGCUACACCCACACUCGCACAAGGUCACAGCCAUGACUCUUUAUGGGACGAGCGUCUUGGGAAGCGUGUGAGUUAUGUUAGCACGUGCCGAGUCAGUUCUGAGUCGCGCGUGUUCAUGUUGUACUCUUUUUCUUCACGCGCUUCAAUCUUAGCAAAUAAAAAAUCGAAACUAUAAGCAAAAUUCAUGUUUACGGAUUUGAUAGAAUUAUCGUGAAUUAUA
Molecule: messenger RNA, 541 nt
Organism: Arabidopsis lyrata subsp. lyrata
Lineage: Eukaryota; Viridiplantae; Streptophyta; Magnoliopsida; Brassicales; Brassicaceae
Source: RefSeq, a predicted model, not a curated record